Cynocephalus volans (Philippine flying lemur) is the source of this 1881-nucleotide messenger RNA. It is a transcript of the gene GOLGA7, whose product is annotated as golgin A7. The record is from RefSeq and is a predicted model, not a curated record. Gene Ontology annotation, biological process: protein targeting to membrane; Golgi to plasma membrane protein transport; peptidyl-L-cysteine S-palmitoylation. Lineage: Eukaryota; Metazoa; Chordata; Mammalia; Dermoptera; Cynocephalidae. The coding region runs from base 96 to 509 and encodes 137 amino acids. The transcript has 6 exons. Gene Ontology annotation, cellular component: Golgi stack; palmitoyltransferase complex.
GAGGGGGCGUGAUACAGACUUGAGGGAGGAGGCCGAGCCGCGGGGCGGGGAAAGAAGCCUUUUGCGGCAGAGCCGCGGCCGGUCCUGUCCUCGCCAUGAGGCCGCAGCAGGCGCCGGUGUCCGGAAAGGUGUUCAUUCAGCGAGACUACAGCAGUGGCACCCGCUGCCAGUUCCAGACCAAGUUCCCCGCGGAGCUGGAGAACCGGAUUGAUAGGCAGCAGUUUGAAGAAACGGUUCGAACACUGAAUAACCUUUAUGCAGAAGCAGAGAAGCUUGGGGGCCAAUCAUAUCUUGAAGGCUGUUUGGCUUGUUUAACAGCAUAUACCAUCUUCUUAUGCAUGGAAACUCAUUAUGAGAAGGUUCUGAAGAAAGUCUCUAAAUACAUUCAAGAGCAGAAUGAGAAGAUAUAUGCUCCGCAAGGCCUCCUCCUGACAGAUCCCAUUGAGAGAGGACUUCGAGUUAUUGAAAUUACCAUUUAUGAAGACAGAGGCAUGAGCAGUGGAAGAUAAACCAUAGAAUUAAAGAUCCCACCUCCAGCUGGGAUUCUCAUCUACCCACUGGCCGAUCCAGAGUGUCCCUACCUCCUCUCCAGAGCAUCAUUCCUUUGUAUCUGCUGCCAGAGCCACGGUGCCAUUUACUUCAAGGACUAAGUUUCUAAAAUUCCACACCUGGAGUGACCUGUCGUCGCUCAGCAUCCGCUUUGUGUUUCCAAAUUGUGUAGGAUUCUGUAAUCUUUUGAUUAGUUUCUGAGAAAAUACAAUGAAGCAUUUCACUUUUUUUAUUCAAAGCCAUUUAAUAAAAUAUGCAGUUGGUCAGCCCAGUGCAAAGUUUAUCUGCCACCAGUACCACUGGUUCUCCUCAUCCCUUGGGCCAGCUUCCCCAGGUGGCUAUAGACCUCAGCAAGUCACAUCUUAGCCAGUGUGCAGUCUUAUUUCCUGAGAUUAGUAGAAUGCUAGUCUCCAGGAUUUUGGUAAGGGGUAGACUGUGUCUGUGGUUUUGCUAAUGCAUCACCCAGAUUUCAAAGAAUAUCGAUUUUGCCAUGACUCCAACCUUAAGAUUUAUUUCUGCUGUACAGUUUCUCCAACCGAAGCUCAUUGAAAAAAUAAUGUAUAAUGUUAAUUGUUUUAUUAUAGCAAUUAUUCCUAAUUAAAGCAGUAUUUAAUGCAAUUUCCAGUUAUUUUCUUUGGAGAAUUUUGUUAUUAUUGCAGUACUUUGAACGUUAGGAAGAUGUGGUAUGUGUUGCUUGUUCAUUACAAAAAUAAGUAAGCACAAUAAUGUGGUUGCUAAACCAUCAAACACAUAAAUGUCCCUGCCGUGUCCCUGAAUGUGUAAUAAGCAAGUGUAAUAAAUAUUUUAAUUAUAGUUUUGUUAUAAAUAUAACUUAUGAUUAAAAAUUUUGACAGGAAUAAUACUAUGUAUUACUAAUUUUUAACUAUCCCUCUUGGCAAACAUGAUUCAAAGUCUUUCCUCAUACGCAGUAUUCAAGGCACAGAAAUCUUAUGAUUGGCUCAAGUACAGUUAGUUAAGUGAUUUCCAACCAAAACUUCUAAGUCUGAGUCAGUAUUUUUAGCUCUUCUUUUGGCUGUCUGUUCUUCAUAUCAGGGCUUCUUACACCCUCCAUUCAUCUUUGGGGUUUGAGAGUGCUGUAUUUGUGAGAAAGUUAAAAAAUAUAUUAAGGGAGAAUGAAGCAGUUAAGUUUUCCUUUCAGUAUAUUGUAGGUGCUAAUACUGGAUUUAAAUUUAAUUUCUUUUAUGAGUCUGUUAUUCAAUAAAUCCCAUAGGUCUGUGUAAUAUUUUAAUUGUGUAAAACUCCUGUUACUUUGUAGCCUGUAAUAGUGUGUCCGUCUGCCUUUUAAACUUGUUGCAAUAACUUUGCUGAAAU